AUGAAGUUGGUGUCUUGGAAUGUUAGGGGACUGGGAGGGCUUGAAAAGAGAAAGGAUGUUCGCUCGUUGGUGCAGGAAAAGCGUCCUUGGAUUUUAUGCCUUCAAGAAACUAAAUUAGGUAGGUGUGAUGAUGGUUUGCGUCUUGCGGUUUGGGAUGGUCAGUCGGUGGCGUUCUCUUUUCGUCCUUCUCUAGGGGCGUCGGGUGGGUUGAUGACAUUAUGGGAUUCGUCGGAGGUCGAGGUGUGGUCCUCAAGCAGUUUUGAUCAUGUUCUUAGCAUACAUGGCCGUUUUAUUUCUUCUAAUGAGGAGUUUCACUUGUUCAAUGUGUAUGCUCCCUGUAACAGUAAUGAUAGACAAGUUUUAUGGGAUUCUUUGUCGAGUCGUCUUCAAGUGCUGCGGGGUAAAAAGGUGUGUGUUUGUGGGGAUUUUAAUGCGGUUAGGAACAGGGAAGAAAGACGUUCCGUGAGUGCUUCUGGAGGUAUGUUGGAUUUUGAAGCUUUUAACCAGUUCAUUGUAGAAAAUGCGUUGUUUGACUUGCCACUGUGUGGCCGAAAUUUUACCUGGUUUAAAGGAGAUGGUAAGUCGAUGAGUCGCAUUGACCAGUUUCUUUUGUCUGAAGACUGGUGUUUAACGUGGCCGAAUUGUGUUCAAGUCGCUCAUCUGAGAGGUUUAUCUGAUCACUGUCCUUUGAUUCUUUCGGUGGAUGAAGAAAAUUGGGGACUGUAA
Molecule: messenger RNA, 726 nt
Organism: Medicago truncatula (barrel medic)
Lineage: Eukaryota; Viridiplantae; Streptophyta; Magnoliopsida; Fabales; Fabaceae
Product: exodeoxyribonuclease-like
Exons: 1
Coding region: 1-726 (241 amino acids)
Biological process (GO): base-excision repair
Cellular component (GO): nucleus
Molecular function (GO): DNA-(apurinic or apyrimidinic site) endonuclease activity; double-stranded DNA 3'-5' DNA exonuclease activity; phosphoric diester hydrolase activity
Source: RefSeq, a predicted model, not a curated record